Messenger RNA from Drosophila biarmipes, 1283 nucleotides. Its product is annotated as histone H1-like. Bases 639 to 1217 code for a protein of 192 amino acids. The transcript is spliced from 2 exons. Lineage: Eukaryota; Metazoa; Arthropoda; Insecta; Diptera; Drosophilidae. The record is from RefSeq and is a predicted model, not a curated record. Gene Ontology annotation, biological process: nucleosome assembly. Gene Ontology annotation, cellular component: nucleosome. Gene Ontology annotation, molecular function: DNA binding.
CGAUUAUUUUCAAGAAUAUUUCGUUUUUUCUGCAUACAGUAACCUUUCCAAAAAGUUGAUUUUUUGAGUUUUAAAAAUUUUAUUAAAAAAUUCUGAUCUGCGAAAUCAACAUUGGCGCAUAAAAACUGAAUCGUUCACGAACUCGGCACAAUCAUUACGAAAAAUCAAAUCUUCUUGUGCAAUCGCGGUCACAGCAAAGGCACUUUUGGAAAAACACGACUUUGAAAUAAUCGCAUUCAAAAAAAACGGUAAAACGAGCAGCAGAGUUACAUUUACGGUUCUUUGAUGCUGAUGCUUCGGAAGCUCGUGAAAAACUGAUCUUCGAGGGUUUGUAUGGUUGAAAACACAGUCACUUUUCCAGAAAACAUCAGACCUUAUGUUUUCCGCUUCUUAAAAAGAAAAGGGUUUUAGACGAAGGGUUUAGAUGACGGCGCAGUCAUUGCUUGCCAGGCCCUGCUUGACGCUGUCCGCAGCCGUGACGAACCACGCCUCAAAACGCUGCUUUCCUGUCAAACUAUUAUUCGGAUCUCUAUAAAAAUUUGGGAAAAUGUUCUCUAGGGGAUAUACUUAAGGAUUCAGCAAAAAAAAUUUUUCGUUUUUUUGAAAAGAAAAAAAAGGUAUAUAACCCCUUAAGGCAGAUGAAUAUGUGGGGUUUCGAUCUUAAGUUGUCCAACAUGGUUGCCAACAUGUUUGGCUUCGGUGGGGGUACACCGAGGGCUAUUUGUGAGGCGGUAACUCGUGCUCCAUUUUCUAUACAAAAAAAAUUGGCUGCUCACCCACCGCCAGUUGAGAAGAAGCUGGCCACCAAAAAGGCAUCUGGUUCCGCUGCCUCCAACAAAUGCGAUACCCAGAAGCUGGCUCGAUUCAUCAAGAAAUACUUGAAAUCGGACGUUGUCAAUAUAAAGCUGAUCGAAACAAAGGAAAAGGGCGCGUCUGGCUCAUUCAAACCUUCGUCCUCCGCCAAGAAGGAUCCAAAGCCAAAGCCUAUGUGUGCUGAGAAGAAGGUAAAAAGCAAGAAGGUAGCCUUCAAAAAGACCGAAGCCACCGCCAAGAAAUGUUUAAGGAUUGUUGCUGACGUCAGUGAUAUUAAAAAAAAAUAUUUCAAUCUUUUUUUCAGACCCUUUUUUUGUCCGAUUUUUAUUAAAUUGAAUUCGAAAUUCUUAAAAAUACAAAAAAAUAAUAUUCCCAAUAUUAUAAGAUAUGUCAAAGAGGCUUAAAGUUUUAAUUUGUGUCAUAUUAUUUUCGCACCAGUUUUCCGAUCGUUCCUAUGACAGCUUUAUGAU